AGGAGCCUUUUUCAUUUCCCAGUUAGGUAGCGAGGAUGUCGACGAGGACGCCAACGGCAGCGGCAGAGGAGGAAAGGCCGUCCGAAAUAAUGGAAUCUUCAUCUUCGUCGUCGUCGUCUUCGUCUUCUUCCCGUUCUUUGCUUGAGAGGCUGAGGAGCUCGGGAGGAGGGUCCUCGCCGCUCAUCUUCUUUCUCUGCUUCCACAAGGCGAUUCGAUCCGAACUUGAUUGUCUCCACCGUGCCGCCGUAGAUCUUGCCACUGAUGGCGUUGCGGACGUUGAGGACGUAUCACGGCGCUGCCGCUUCCUUUUCGCCAUGUACCAGCACCACUCCAAUGCGGAGGACGAGGUCAUUUUUCCAGCUCUUGACAGACGUGUGAAGAAUGUAGCACAAACAUAUUGCCUGGAACACAAGGGGGAGCAUGGCCUUUUUGAACAAUUAUUUAGACUGCUGGACUUGAAUGUUCAUAAGGAUGCUAGUGUUAGAAGAGAAAUUGCCUCAUACACUGGUGCUAUACAAGCAUCACUGACGCAGCACAUGUGUAAGGAGGAGCAACAGGUUUUUCCACUGCUUGUCGAGAGUUUCUCACUUAAAGAGCAGGCUGAUUUGGUUUGGCAUUUUUUAUGUAGCAUCCCUGUGAACAUAAUGGCUGAAUUCCUUCCGUGGCUUUGUUCUUCUGUUUCACCAGACGAACAUAAGGAUAUGAUAACAUGUUUAUACAAAGUAGUACCUGAAGACAAGCUUCUUCAGCAGGUCAUAUUUACUUGGAUGAAAGGGAAACAUUUGAAAAAACAGACUACGAGGCAAAAUGGUUUUCUCUUGAGUUGUGUCAAUUAUUCUAAUACCAGGAAGAGAAAAUAUGCAGAAUCAGACUAUAAUCUCAACUCACCCAGAAUUUAUCCAAUAAAUGAAAUAUUAGACUGGCAUAAUGCUAUCAAAAAGGAGGUCGAUGACAUUGCAAAAGAAGCAAGGCAAAUACAGUUAACUCGAGAUUUCACUGAGCUAUCAACCUUCUAUUCAAGGCUUGAAUUUGUUGCUGAUGUAUGUAUUUAUCACAGUAUAGCUGAAGAUCAAAUUUUAUUUCCAGCAGUGGAUAUGCCAGUUUCAUUUGUGGAAGCUCAUGCUGUGGAAAAGGAGCAGUUUAACAAUCUUAGAUUUCUAAUCAAGCAUAUUCAACAAGGUGGAGCUAAUUCAUUAUCCACGGAAUUUUGUUCAAAGCUUUGUUCACAUGCUGAUCAAAUUAUGGACACUAUUCAAAAGCAUUUCAAUGCUGAGGAAGCUGAGGUGCUUCCACUAGCAAGGGUGUCCUUUUCCACAGAAAGGCAACGGGAGAUUGUUUAUCAGAGCAUAUGUGUAAUGCCUCUGAAACUAAUUGAGCGUGUUUUACCCUGGUUAGUUGCAACCCUUUGCGAAGAGGAAGCAAACUCAUUUCUCCAGAACAUGAAAUUGGCAGCAUCAUCAUCUGAGACUGCACUGGUUACUCUUUUUUCUGGUUGGGCAUGCAAGGGCUAUCUUCUCAGUAUAUCCAGAUCUGGAAGAUUUAUAUGUUUGUCAUCAAAGGUAGCAAAGGGUGUCUGUCAGGAAGAGAAGGAUAAGAUAGAGGAAGACAGCAGUCAAACAGUUUGUUCCCUUGCUCCUCCAUCAAGCAAGUUGCCAUCUGUAGAAAGAGAAAAUGACAAGGGUCCUGUUCGCCAAUGUAGUUUCUUAGAGUCUCAUAGAAACAAUAGUGUCCUCAUAUCUUCUGAUUUUUCAGUUGCACAAAAUGAAAUUUGCAAUGGACAAACUUGCUUUGCUCCUGAAUUAGGAGUCGCCAACCCUACUGUAGCUGUAGGUUCCUUCGCUAGAAAAUCUCAGUUUUCCAUGUCUUCCAAUUCUUGUACUCCUUAUAUAAACUUAAGUCUCGUUUCCAGGGAGACAGAGACCAUCUUAUCAGAUGUUCCCCAUCCAUUCAGGCCCAUUGAUAGUAUAUUUAAGUUUCAUAAAGCAAUCCGUAAGGAUUUAGAAUAUCUGGAUACAGAGUCUGAAAAGCUUAUAAAUUGUGAUGACUACAAGGCAUUUCUCUGGAAAUUUAGUGGUAAAUUUUGUUUGUUGUGGGGCCUGUACAAUGCUCACAGUAAUGCUGAAGAUAGGAUUGUUUUUCCAGCUUUAGAGUCAAGAGAAGCUCUUCACAAUGUCAGCCACUCCUAUAUUCUGGACCACAAACAAGAGGAGAAACUAUUUGCUGAGAUAUCUGCAGUUCUUUCAGAGCUUUCACUACUACAUGACAGAAAUACAAAUACCUAUGAGAAAACUGAGAAUAUUGGAAAGCACUACCUUUAUUCUGUCAAUGAUAUUGAUUGGGCGAGGAAGCACAAUGAGCUGGCCACCAAGCUUCGAAGCAUGUGCAGAUCUAUAAGAGUUACUUUGGACCAACAUGUUUAUAUGGAAGAACUUGAACUCUGGCCAUUGUUUGACAAGUACUUUUCUGUGGAAGAGCAGGAAAAAAUAGUUGGGCGCAUAAUUGGGAUGACUGGAGCAGAAAUUCUUCAGUCAAUGUUACCUUGGGUAACUUCUGCUUUGACAGAAGAGGAGCAAGACAUGAUGAUGGAAACAUGGAGGGAAGCAACCAAAAACACUAUGUUCAAUGAGUGGUUAAGUGAAUGGUGGAUUGAGAGGCCUGUAUGUUCUUCACAACCAUCUGGAGAGGCAACCAAUCUUCCAAAAGGAUCCGUACUGCAAGAACAUUGUGACCACAAUGAUCAGAAAUUCAAGCCUGGUUGGAAGGAUAUUUUUCGAAUGAAUCAAAACGAAUUGGAAGCAGAGAUACGAAAGGUUUCUCGAGACCCAACACUUGAUCCAAGAGGAAAGGCAUAUCUUAUUCAGAAUCUAAUGACAAGUCGUUGGUUAGCUGCUCAACAGAAACUGCCAGACUCAUCUGCCACUCAAGAUGGAAAAGAUGAAGAUAUCCCUGGAUGCUCACCAGCAUAUCGCAAUGUAGAGCAAGAGAUAUUUGGUUGCGAGCACUAUAAAAGAAACUGCAAGGUCCUUGCUGUCUGUUGUAAGAAGCUCUUUACAUGCAGGUUCUGCCAUGACAAUGUCAGUGACCACACAAUGGAUAGGAAAGCAGUGACAGAGAUGAUGUGCAUGAACUGUUUGAAAGUCCAACCUGUUGGCCCAACAUGCAAGACACCUACCUGCAAUGAAUUUUCAAUGGCUAAAUACUUCUGCAAAUUUUGUAAAUUUUUUGAUGAUGAACGGACCGUGUAUCACUGCCCCUUUUGCAAUUUAUGUCGUCUUGGACAAGGACUUGGAAUUGAUUUCUUUCACUGCAUGAAAUGCAAUUGUUGUUUGGGUAUGAAGCUAGUGGAACACAACUGUUUGGAGAAAGGUCUGGAAUCAAAUUGCCCCAUAUGUUACGAUUUCAUGUUUACAUCAAGCGCACCUGUUAGAGCGUUACCUUGUGGCCACUUCAUGCAUUCAUCUUGCUUUCAGGCAUAUGCUUGCAGUCACUAUACCUGCCCUAUCUGCAGCAAGUCUUUGGGAGACAUGACGGUCUACUUCGGCAUGCUUGAUGCUUUGUUGGCUGCAGAACGGCUUCCCGAAGAAUACAGAGAUCGUUGCCAGGAAAUUCUAUGCAACGAUUGCGGGAACAAAGGCUCGUCUCGUUUCCAUUGGCUGUACCACAAAUGCAGCCUAUGCGGUUCAUACAAUACGAGGGUAAUAAACACUGAAGCGAGCACAUGUCCCACAUCAAGACAGUGAUGAAUUCUCUUCUUUCACUUCCAUCAUUUUUCAAGAUUAAAUCUUCUUGAGUGAAGAGAACAUAUUUGAGACAUGCACAGAUUCCACAGGGUCAACCGAUUGACAUAAACAAUACCACAAGAAACAGGGGAAGAAGGUGCAAAAGGAAAAACAUGUUGAUUGAUACAAGACAGAAUAGAGGAAAUGUUUGCCCAUAUGAUAUUGAGGAAGAUUUUUUUUCCCACGUCUUGGAUAUUUUUUUUCAUCGUCAAGUAGGUAAAUGUUUCUUGAUAAGCUCUGUUUUCUUUUUUAUUUCUGAAAAAAAAACCCAUUUAAAAGAUGUGUUUAUCACUAUUUAAGCAAACCUGAACUCAUUCUUCAUGCAUAUUAUAUAUGCUAUGGUUUUACACACCUA
This is a messenger RNA of Zingiber officinale, 4134 nucleotides long. RefSeq names its product zinc finger protein BRUTUS-like. Gene Ontology annotation, cellular component: nucleus. Gene Ontology annotation, biological process: protein ubiquitination; ubiquitin-dependent protein catabolic process. Gene Ontology annotation, molecular function: zinc ion binding; ubiquitin protein ligase activity. The transcript has 14 exons. The record is from RefSeq and is a predicted model, not a curated record. Bases 36 to 3740 code for a protein of 1234 amino acids. Lineage: Eukaryota; Viridiplantae; Streptophyta; Magnoliopsida; Zingiberales; Zingiberaceae.